This is a messenger RNA of Penicillium griseofulvum, 2388 nucleotides long. RefSeq names its product Zn(II)2Cys6 transcription factor. The record is from RefSeq and is a predicted model, not a curated record. Bases 1 to 2388 code for a protein of 795 amino acids. Gene Ontology annotation, molecular function: RNA polymerase II cis-regulatory region sequence-specific DNA binding; zinc ion binding; DNA-binding transcription factor activity, RNA polymerase II-specific. The transcript has 2 exons. Gene Ontology annotation, cellular component: nucleus. Lineage: Eukaryota; Fungi; Ascomycota; Eurotiomycetes; Eurotiales; Aspergillaceae. Gene Ontology annotation, biological process: DNA-templated transcription; positive regulation of transcription from RNA polymerase II promoter by galactose.
AUGUACUCCACUUUCUCCGCCAACUUCGAUACCACGAUCGAUGCCUCCCGUGAGAGGUCAGCCACGCCCAUCACAGCUCCACGACCAAAGCGCAACCAAGUUGCUCGUGCUUGUGACUGGUGUCGUCUGAAUCGUGUUAGAUGCGAUGACAAGCAGCCAUGUCAGAACUGCUUGAAUCGAGGAGGUACCUGCAGCAACACAAAGCCACAGGAGGCCACCUCGCUCCCGGCUGCAAACCGAGAGUUACAACGACUACGAAAUAAAGUCAAGGACCUUCAGGAUCAGGUCGAGAAACUCAAAGAUAGAACGGAAAUCCAACCGACGGGAUUCGCGACGCCACCACUGUCAGAUGCUGCACACGGUUCGUUUGACUUCGGGGAGCUCACAAAUACCACGGAAGGAUGGCAAGGCGUCCAGCAGGCGGGGCAGAUUUACUACGGACCUUUGUCGUCCUCAUAUUUUGUCUCCCGAAUCACUCGCCAUCUCUCCGAAGCACUCAACGAACCACCGGAAAACACCAAAUUAGAGGCAUGCGUGGCGCGCUUUUAUGAUAGUGCUCCGACCCAGCAACCGUCUAGAUGGGUUGGAACCCCGGCCAGCCAGUUGGAUCAGAACGCGGACGGAAAUGACGAGGCCGAGGAUCUGACCCGCUCACAAGAGGAACACUUCCUCAAUCUGCUAUGGCAGUCCUUCCAUUGUGUCUAUCCCGUCCUCUCCGAACGCGAGUUCCAGGAGCAUUAUGAGUCAUUAUGGGCUAAUUCCACGCCUGGUGAAAUGUCUACGCGGAAGCCAUCCGCCUUAGUUGAUGUGUUGUUAGCAGUCUGUAUGCAGUACAGCAGCACGUUCUUCGUCAAUGGAGACAGUCAGCAGGAGGAUCCGGAUGCUGGAUGGCAGGCCAAACACGCGAAUGCAGCCAGUCGAACUUACUACCAGAGGGCCCAGAGACUUCUGCAAAGUGAGCUCGAAACUCCAACCAUUAUGCUCGUGCAAAGUCACAUUUAUUCGAUUGUCUACUUGUACAACACAUCUAUGCUAAAUACGGCGCAUAUCAACUUGGGUGCCACACUGCGAAUCGCCCACGCGCUGCGGCUGCAUAUUCGCCCACUAGACGGGACCUCGUCCGAACAGCAGGAGCUACAGCGCCGGAUUUGGUGGACGCUCUAUCGAAUUGACAGCCAGCUCUCGAUGACCCUGGGCCGGCCGCCCCUCAUUCAGCUGUCCCAUGUCAGCUGUGGACUACCCGGAGACGAUCAACAGCACGCCCGGCUAUCCGGCACAGUUCUUCUGUCGAAUCAUGAGGACAUCAGCUGGCUCAGCUUCCAUGUCCAGUGCACGAAGCUCACGUUCCUUGUUCAGGGUGUACAGACAGCAUUACAUCGGAAAUGUUCCCAGUUGCUCAAUGGGGAUAAGUCGAAGGACAUCUACGAUGACCGAGCCCUCCUCGAGAAUUUGGCCGAGUUUUUGGAGCGGGAGAUGACAACCAUUCAUAACUGGGUGCAAAAUGUGCCGCAGUCUUUAUGUAAUCCCCGGAAGGGCGCGGGAGACCCUUUCUCCACCAAUCGGGACGCAUUAAAUCUUUCCCCGUACAUCCCUCUCUGGCUGCAGCGCCAACGACUCCUACUAGAGCUCCACUAUCACCAUCUUGUGAUUUCGACACUGCGUCCCUUUAUCCGAUUCCCUCCCGUGAGCUCCUCCGUGACCCCACGAACCGACGGUCACAAUAUCACCUGUCUGAGCCACGCUAUGGCGAUCACCAGUAUCCUAAACCAAGUACUGUCUGAAACGGAUCUCCUACGCGGCUGGUCACCCAUAUUCCAGUACCAGUGGGAUGCCAUCCUGUGUACCCUAGGCUUUGUGCUCGCUAAUGCCGUGUGUCCCCCAACGCCUUCAGCCCGUAAGUCGCUGCAGACGGCGGUUCGCACACUGGACCUCGUAAGUGAUCACUUCCCGGCGGCCAGAAACGCGGCGCAGGUCGUCCGCGAUGUCAGUUGCCAGGCCGAUCGGCUCAUAGCCAACGUCCAACAAGGCCUGACCCGACGACAAACCCCCCGCCCUAGCCAAGCCUUGUCCACUAGAUCCCAGAAUUCCAGGCCGCAGUCGAGCCAGAGCUUCGCCACGCCCGGGCCACCUAACUCGCUCAAGCGUGCACUGCCACCGACUACCCUGGAGGUGUCACCCCAUCAGCCAAUGCCUAACUUUGAAGCGCGCAUGCAAUUAAUGGACAUGAUGCCUAUGGGGUCAUUACCAGAACUAUCACCUUCUUUGGUGACGACGGAGUCUAUGUCCGGUGUGAUGCCUGUGACGUCUGCUGACAUGGUCACUGGUACUGAGGCUCAGUGGCUACAUGCUAGUGCGAUGAUACUGGACUCCUGGACGACUAGCUCAUGA